Penicillium cosmopolitanum is the source of this 2670-nucleotide messenger RNA. Its product is annotated as RINT-1 family protein. The record is from RefSeq and is a predicted model, not a curated record. NCBI's taxonomy places the organism in Eukaryota, Fungi, Ascomycota, Eurotiomycetes, Eurotiales, Aspergillaceae. Gene Ontology annotation, biological process: endoplasmic reticulum to Golgi vesicle-mediated transport; retrograde vesicle-mediated transport, Golgi to endoplasmic reticulum; regulation of ER to Golgi vesicle-mediated transport. Gene Ontology annotation, cellular component: Dsl1/NZR complex. The annotation marks the transcript as partial. The transcript has 4 exons.
AGAAGUAAAGCGCAAAAGCGCCAAAAGAGAGCGGCGGCUUGUUGCCACUGGGAGAAGCACAAGCACGCGGGUACGUCAGAGCGGAAAAGCGGAGAUCGCGCAGACCUGGCCUGGACUGGACUGGACCACCUUGCGACUCCCCGCUACCUUCACCCUUCAACAAUGGCACCCUCCACAUCGCUCUCGUCGCAUGAGCGAACCCGAGUGGAGGACUAUCUAAAUGACAAGAUUCAAGUCACGCCUGACCUUGAUAGUCUCGACUCCCUCCUCUCCAACCUCCGCGCUCAGCAGGAGCUUCAACGAAAGCAGCUAGCAGAGGCACAGGAAGCUCUAUCGAACGCGACGAAGGCGUCCAUUGACCAUGCUGAAGCUACUCGCAAACGCGCCGAGACAUUUGCGGAGGAACAGGCGGACAUCGACCGGCGCUUGAAGGCCAUUACGCAAUCCGAAACCAGCGAUGAAGCAGUGCAUCGACUAGAGAAAAGCAUGGAGAGGUUCCAACGCCUGGAGUUAUCUAAGGGAUACGUGGAGCUACUAAGGGAGGCAGAAGAGCUGAGCAAGGAAGCCCUCGCCAGCAUCUCCUCCGAGCCUCGCACCGCGCUGAAGCCAUAUGCCCAACUCCGCAAUCUCGUGUCUUCGCUGAAAGAAGCCCAACCCGCCGCUGAGGGAGCUGCGCCCCACCUUAUCGACUAUACCGAGAAACUCGCGUGUGCAUUGAGACAACAACUGAAGAAGUUUUUCAGCGAUCGACUACAAAAGUCACUUGAAUCUAUGAAAUGGCCAACCCGGGAACUGAAUAUCACCGAUUCAUUGCUAGAUCAGUGGAGGCAGGAUGUUGAGUUACUGAUUGAUUUACAAACUCCGUAUGUUGUUAAAAUACUCACCGUCCCCGAACUCUCGGCUAACCAAAAAUAUAGCGAGCUACCAGGCCGAGAUGCGUUAGCACCUGGUUCCACUAUUCAGCCUCCAGUCCUCUUCCCAUUGGAAGUGAUGGUGCAUCCACUUGAGCUCCGAUUCAAAUAUCACUUUAGCGGCGACAAGCCGACCAACAGGCUUGACAAGCCUGAAUAUUUCCUGUCCCACGUCAUGGAUCUAAUAAGUCAAUUCGGAGGCUACUUCACAUCAUAUCUCCAGCCUAUACUUGACGAAAAAGCCCAGGCUGCGGGUCAAUGUUUUGAGUGGAAUUUUUAUAAUGCACUGCAUGCUUUUAUUAACGCCCUUCUGCCCAUGCUGAGGCAAAAAAUCGAUUCAUUUCUUCCUCAGAUCGCAGACCACCCCCAGUUACUGAGCCACUUCAUCCACGAGCUCAUGAAUUUUGACAACGACAUUCGUGAGACUUGGAAUUACCUACCAGAUCCCUACCAAGAAGGAUAUUGGAGGGGGCUGACCUCGGAGGUUCUGACAAAGCAGGGCUGGUACGAUCGUUGGCUUCAAGUCGAGAAAGAAUUCGCAUUAGCUCGAUACAAAGACAUUAUCGAUAAUCCUGAUAGUGGGCAUAUCGACUAUGACGGCAUCGAGCUCACCGCGACUAAGCCGACUAAGGCUGCAAUCCGUGUAAACGAUCUUCUGGAAACUAUCACUGAACGUUAUCAACCUUUGACUUCGUUCAGUCAGAAACUCCGAUUCUUGAUUGACAUUCAAAUCACCAUUUUCGAUCAAUUUCAUGAGCGUCUCCACUCCGCUUUGGAGGCAUACCUUGCCAUGACAUCUACAAUCGGCCGCACAGUGCAGGGUGCUGAUGGCCAAGCCAGCGUGGAAGGUGUUGCAGGCCUUGAGCGACUCUGCAGAGUCUUCGGCAGUGCCGAAUACCUUGAAAGAAAAAUGGAAGACUGGAGCAACGAUGUUUUCUUUGUUGAGUUAUGGUCCGAGUUACAAGAACGGGUUCGCCAAAAUCGCGACGGUGGUAAGAAUGUCGCUGGCAACAUGUCCAUUGCGGAAGUGGCAUCUCGUACCUCUCCAGCCGUGGCGACCAACGAUGCAACCAGUGAGCAGUCCUCAUCUGAUGGUGCUCUCUUUGAUGAAACCGCCUCUGCCUACCGCCGUCUUCGAUUGCGAUCUGAAUCCAUCAUCAUCUCGACGUUGACUUCGAAUGUAACGACUGCUUUGAAACCUUACUCUCGUGUAUCGACCUGGGCAACUAUUUCCACACCCUCCACCGGUGCUUCAUCAUCUCCGCUCUCCCUAACAUCUGACCUGGCACAUGCAAUCCGCACCCUGUCCACCCAGGUCUCCUUUCUCUCUCGUGCACUUGGUGUUGCUUCUCUUCGCCGGGUUUCCCGCCAGCUUCUCCUUUCCAUACAGACUUACAUCUGGGAUAAUGUACUGAUGAGAAAUGCGUUUUCUGCCACGGGUGCGGCACAGCUGUUCAGUGAUGUGGACCAUAUCUGCAAUGUGAUUGACACCUCCCUUGGUGUAGCCGGUCAUGCUGGGGGUGCUAUACAGAUUGUGAAGAAGUUGAAUGAUGGCCUGCGUCUCCUCCAACUGGAUGCAUCGCCAGCUGAAGAUGGCACCGAUGAUGCAGAAUCGACUCCGGGAUUGUGGGACGUGGAAAAGAGGUUAUUUAAGGACAACGAGAGCGCCCGGACUGCGCUUGUCGAGCUAGAGGUCGAUGGGCUGACGGAGGCCGAAGCUCGGUCGGUGCUGGAGCGCAGAGUUGAGAUCGGAAACUAG